Molecule: messenger RNA, 3468 nt
Organism: Amphiprion ocellaris (clown anemonefish)
Lineage: Eukaryota; Metazoa; Chordata; Actinopteri; Pomacentridae
Gene: mef2b
Product: myocyte enhancer factor 2b
Exons: 9
Coding region: 309-1577 (422 amino acids)
Biological process (GO): positive regulation of transcription by RNA polymerase II
Molecular function (GO): protein dimerization activity; RNA polymerase II cis-regulatory region sequence-specific DNA binding; DNA-binding transcription factor activity, RNA polymerase II-specific
Source: RefSeq, a predicted model, not a curated record
AUGGGAGGCGGUGGAGUGUGUCCAAUGGCGCGGCCGAGGAGGCGGUGAAUGGUGACAGAAGAGAGGCGGGCAGCAGCAGCAGCAGCCAGCUGUUGGAAAGCAGCGCUCCUGAACCAUCCGCUGCUGCUGCUGCUGCAUCAGGUGAAUAUCUGCACAUCAGCACACGGGGCCAGAGACAAACACUCCUCCUGCUCUUUUACACGUCUGCGCUUUCCAGCUCUCCCCGUUUGCUGGCCUGGAUCAAGUGUCUGAAACUCAGAAGUAAACAAGGAGAUCGAGGAACAGGUGUCAGUGUAUAAGCAGAAAACAUGGGAAGAAAGAAAAUACAAAUUUCUCGUAUUCUUGACCAGAGGAACAGACAGGUGACUUUCACCAAGCGUAAGUUUGGUCUGAUGAAGAAGGCGUACGAGCUGAGCGUGCUCUGUGACUGUGAGAUCGCCCUCAUCAUCUUCAACAGCACCAACCGUCUGUUCCAGUACGCCAGCACCGACGUGGAUAAAGUUCUGCUGAAAUACACGGAGUACAGCGAGCCGCACGAGAGUCGUACCAACACGGACAUACUGGAGACCCUGCGGAGGAAAGGCCUCGGUCUCGACGGCUCAGAGCUCGACAGCGAGGAGAGCAUGCAGGUGGCAGCAGACAAAUAUCCUCUGAGCGAGGGAAUGGAUCUGUCUGUGGCUCGCCAACGCUUCUACGGUCCGUCUCUGCUCUCACCAGAGGCACAGUUUCUGGUGUCUGCAGGUUGUGAGAACGGUUUCCCCAACUCCUCCGGAUCCAGCAUGGCCUCCCACAGACCUCCAGGCUUCAAACCUCUGAGCUCCAGACCCGGAUCUGCCAGUCCUGCUGCACCACACACCACAUUCAUGACCCCACACUCAGGCAUCGGCUACUCUGUGUUCUCGCAUGGAAACCUGAAUCGAGCUCUCGACAUGAAGAGUCCUCCUCCUCUGAACCUGGGCAGUGAGAACCUGCGAGCAGAGGCAGCUAAUCAGGCCAUGGGCGCUGCACGUGCUAACCACAACUCUGCUAGGGGUCUCCUGUAUCAGGGCCUCCACAGCGGCAGCUCCAUGGUGGCGAUGGGGAAGGCAGGGCUGCUGAGUCACAGUUUGGGAGGAUACAGUCUCCCUCCUCCUGGAUCCCCUGAGUACGGCCAGCCUGGUUUUUAUCACUCUGUUAGUUUACAGCGAGGAACAGUGAACCCCUGGCAACCAGUACAGCCGCCUCAGGAGCCUCACGGGCCCCACGGGCCUCAUAUAAGUCCAGGGAUGUCCAGUGGGGGGUGCUCCUUCCCCUCUCAGUCCUGCUCCUCCACCUCUCCACAUCUGCCCUCCCUCAACCUCAGCAUCAAAUCGGAGCGCAGCUCUCCUGAGCACAUGUCCUCACCUACCUCCCCUCCUCUGCACCACCUCAGGCAGCAUUCUCCAAUGAGCAACCCCGAUUCUGCUCGACAUACCCCUCCAGAAAGCGGCCCGGCCAAUGGCGCCAAGGAGUUUCCCAAAGCCAGCUACCUGCAAGACGAGGAGGAUGGAGGGCAGUCGCUCAGGCAGUUAGAGAUGAGUGACGGCUGGCAGAGAUAGCCGGUUGCUGUAGUUUACAACAGCGUCUCCCAUCCAACAGCUGUCUGUCAGCAGAACCAGAUGGGGAGGAUGUGUCCCCAUCAUCCCAGAGAGCAACGCCUCUCUUUGUCUCCUCACACAGAGCUGGUCUCUCCUGGGCAGCAGGAAAUUCUUCUCUGCAUCACUUGCUUGAUCCCACGAGGAGAUAGAUGCAUACAGACUUACGCUUUUUGUUUGGUUAGGUUUAGUUUUCUGUGUGGAGCUAAUGUAAAUCAAAAAAAUGCAACUGAAAAUGUGUUUGUUUUUGUUUCUGUGACUUUGUUCUAGAUAGCUGCAGCAGCACAGCGGGACCAACUGAGUUUCUCCAGAAGUGCAAAUAUCUGCAUUUGGCUUUGAAAGCAACAGAAGUUCUGAGUAGUUCAGUGCUUGACUGUGGUUCGAUGGGAAAUUUGGAAAAUGUCAAAUUAUGCAACAUUGAAGUCUUUGUAUGAAUGUUAUAGACAGACACAUAAAACUAGACAGAUUUCACAGAAGGUUUAAGAGGAGUUUGGAAACAGUAAAAUGUUCCAGUGCACUUUUCAUUUUUUCAAGUCUGUCUGGAAACACUGCUGAUUUAUUUUUGGUUACCUGCUGCCCGUAAUGGCUGUGAAAAAGUCCCUUCGUAAUGAAUUUUUAAUGAGAGUGAUGGCGUAGAGGUGCACUCUGAAACCCAACAAACAGGAGGUUUGAGCAGCCUGAAAUACUAUUUGUGUUUAUUCAGAUAGUGUUUCACGGCUGUGCUUUGUUCUGGUGAAAGUGGAGUUUAUUUGCAGAGCACAGUCUCAUACUAAAGCAAACGUUGUAGAGUAACAAAGAGAGGGAGCGUUGAUCUAAAGAUACCAACAAUUUGCAAGAUGUGCUCUUGAUUUGUCUAACUAACUUCAUGCAUUUAUAUACAGAGCAACUCUUUCACUGCAGGGUUACUUUAGGAUCAACAGAAGGAACUGUUUACAGCAGCAACAUAUUGUUUAAGACAAACUUGAAAAAAUUUACUUCUGGAUGCUGUUUUUUUUAAGGAGUUGUAAAAAAUGAUUUCUUACCAGGUUUGUUCUUUAAGCUUUAGCUGUGUUCUUCCUCCAAAUGACUCAUUAUAUUUCAUUGUCAGAUUAAAAACUGAUGUCAGCCUGCUUCAACUUAAGACCAAAGUUUUUAAAUAUUGUCCCUCUGCGUUGCACUCAAACACUGAAACGGCCAAAGGUUUGUGUCCAAAUCUGAAUUCAGUGAUAUAAAAAAUGCAAACUUUUUUCCAAAGGGCUUCAUUUAGUAAGUGCAUAUUGUAGAUAUUAUUGAGCUAGUGAUAUUUAAAAAUAAGUGGGACAUUGUGUAUUUAAACAGUAAUAUUCAUAGGAUGUUUCAUUAAAAACACAUUUUCAUUUGGUUUUCAUUAUAUCUGUACUUUUUAAUUGUGUGCGUUGGAUGUUUUUAGUAUCGCAUUUUUAAAUUCUGUCCUGAAAAUGGCAAAAUGCACAAUAAUUCAGGUUAUUUCCACUUAUUGUCCACAAGGGGUCAUCUUAGUUCACACCAUCACACUGAUAGGAGAAAAGUGCAGCUUUAACUGCUGGUUAUUAAUUAUCUGAUGAAUCUCUAUGACAGGACACAGGUUUGGUGAUGCAAAUACAUCAUGAUAAACGCUGCAGAGAUUCACUGAUUCAGCUGAUGGAGGUCUUCAAAUCUGCUGUGGAAUUAGCUCUAUUUUCUUUUGUUAAAUGCAGUUAAUUACUAUCAGCGUGAAAAACCAAGUUAUCAGUAUUCUGAUGUUUUGGAUUGAUUUGUUUUUUUCUAUGUUUGCUGAAUGCUUCACUAACAGAACAAAGACGGAUUUUUAUUUGACAUUUGUUGUGAUUCCUUUUAAAUAAAACCGGUUUAAUUUGUA